Molecule: messenger RNA, 1854 nt
Organism: Cyclocybe aegerita
Lineage: Eukaryota; Fungi; Basidiomycota; Agaricomycetes; Agaricales; Hemipholiotaceae
Source: the annotation of a GenBank genome assembly
AUGGAUAAUCCUGCACACAACCAUCAUGUUUACGACACCACGUUAGAAAAUACACAACAGAACUCGAGCCAUGAGAUGGUGAUGAAUGGUGGGACGGUGGAGGUCGUGCAGGAACAACCCGUCCAGCAGGGAGUCCAGAUGAACGGCAGUGCAGCAUCGAGCAGCGAGACAGCACUCAAUCUGGACGGAACGCCAGCAAAGAGGCGACCCGGGCGUCCGAAGGGCAGCACGAAGAAGAAUUUGCUAACAGGCUCGCCUUUACCUCCAAAGAUCAAGCGGCCAGUUGGGCGACCGCGGAAGGAUGGGUUGCCAGCUGGUUCUGUGGGUCCCUCGCGUGUGAAGAAGGAGAAGGCUCAAGUGUUCGUGACGGGCGUUGGGUAUCCCCAGCCUGCGCCUUACGGGUAUUCCAUCAGUGCCCCAAUCUUCCAGAUAGACCCGACAUUGGAAAAUGCAGCAGACAACGAGUGGGCAGAGCUCGCACGGACGAACCCCAAUGCUUUCCUCGGAACACUACUCACAGCUCUCGCCGCACCCAAUCCUGUCUCAACCGCCGGUCCAACAGUGGAAGAGGCGUUCAAAUCCCACUUGGUGUCCCUUGCCCCGAAUCCUCAGCAAAUGCAGCCCAUUCCCUCGCUCUACUAUCUCCUCAAAACUUUCUGGGUGCCUUCAAGUCCGGCAUAUUUCUCACUCACUGCGUCGACAUCAACCGCGCGGACACCCUCGGAGCAUCGGUUUUUUUAUUGGGACCCCCUGCCACUUGUGUUCAAUGGGAUUGGUUGCCCGAGCUGUGCUGCGCCACUCAUCAACAAAGGUCGUAUUGCCUCAGGUCCAGUCAAAAUAUAUGACAUUGAGAAGCCAUUUUUCAUCAUCGGUUGCGAGUAUGUGUGUCGUUCGGCUGCCUGCCUUGCUGCCACGUCCUCACUAGACGGUCGUGAUUUCGCAUCUACGGACCCCUCGAUUCUCGGCUCUCUACCUGCACGUCUGAAGGAGGAAUUCCCAGCUCGGGUGUUGAACAGCGAGACUGACGCAGGAAGUGGAGGGGAUGUAUGGAACUGGAAGGCCAUGGGCGUUAGCACAGGCUUGUGGAAUCUGGUCAUGGGUUCGUUGAGGGCGGGUUUGAAGAAGGAAGUCAUUUUGGGGCUCGUUCUCGCGGUGCAACAUGGAGUCCCUGAGCUGGCGGGUGAUGCUUCUGCACAGCAUCCUCAACCGCCGCAGAAUGGGAACAAUGAAGACGACAGGAUGGAGGAAGGAGACGGCAGCGGAGACGAGGAAGGCAGAAAUCAUCCUCCGAACGAGCAGGAUGCUAACGAAAGACAAACAUUAUCAUCUAGUAACUUCCAGGAGACGUAUCCAGAAGCCUGGAAAGAAAAUACGUCUAUGACUGAGGCGGCUCCGAAACAAGCUUCCGCAUCAUCUGCACCACCUAUCCCACAACCUACUCAUCUACCCACCCUGCUUCCAGCGCCCCCACCUCCGCCGCCGCCGCCUCCGGCAGUGUACAACCCGUAUACGGCAUAUCCGUUCGCAUCUUACCAUGCAUACAUGCCGCACCAAGUUGUGAACGGCCAAAUUGUGCCAAUGGCUCCCCUUCCCCCUCCUGGUCUCGUUGUUGCACCACCGGCCCCUUCAAAUGGAGCCACUAAUACAAACGGUGAGGGGCCUAGCACCAACGGCGCAGGAGGACAAGCAGGCAAGAGAAGCCCUCGGCACUGCUGCAAGUGUGGUUCUCAAGACUGCAAAGGAAAAGGUGGACGGUCUUUCUGCACGAAUGCAUGUCAAGAUUGCGGAAAGGCGGAAUGCAAAGGUCGCAAUAGCCGACGACCUGACAAAAAAUGCUCUGAAGGAUGGUCAUAA